Molecule: messenger RNA, 1286 nt
Organism: Closterium sp. NIES-67
Lineage: Eukaryota; Viridiplantae; Streptophyta; Zygnematophyceae; Desmidiales; Closteriaceae
Source: the annotation of a GenBank genome assembly
UCCAUUCACCGCCGCCCGCCCCGCUCUCCCUAUCACCGCCAUCCGCCAUGCGCGCUCUCCUCGCGCUCCGCGGCCUGGCGAAGCGUCGCGGCGCCGACAGGCUGCGGGCGCUCGCCGCGCACCUCUCGUCCUCGCCGCUCCCGGCGGCCGUCGACAGCCGCACCGAUGAUGUUGAUCGCGUCGACGCGGGCAGCAGGGCGGCCGCCGGGUUGUCGCGGCGCUACCUGGCGACGGCGGGCGCGGCCGCCCUCGCCGCUUCCACCGUGGCGGCCACGUUCGCCGCAGCUGGCGCUGAGGACUCGUCGGCGCACUGCGAGGCGUCGGCCAAGACAGCGCUGAAGCCGCAGCAGUUUGUGGCGUUCAGGGUGCAGCAGGUGCGGGACAUCAGCCACAACACCAAGAUCUUCCGCUUUGCCAUUGAGCCGGACACUCGGCUCGGCCUCACAGUGGCAUCAUGCCUUGUUACAAGGGCGCCCAUCGGCCCACCAGGGGAGGACGGCAAGCCCAAAGUUGUCAUUCGACCGUACACGCCCAUUACCCCGCCUGACGUCACGGGCCACUUCGACCUGCUCGUAAAGGUGUACCCAGAUGGCAAGAUGAGUCAGCACAUGUUCUCCCUCAAGCCGGGCGAUGCGCUUGAAAUGAAGGGCCCCAUCCCCAAGCUGCCCUACCAGCCCAACAUGAAGCGCAGCAUUGGCAUGGUGGCGGGCGGCUCGGGCAUCACGCCCAUGCUGCAGGUCAUCGACGCCAUCCUCUCCAACCCUGCCGACCACACGCAGGUGUCUCUGGUGUUCGCCAACACCUCCCCCUCCGACAUCCUUCUCGCUGACCAGCUGCGAGCCCUCGCCGCCUCGCACCCCAACUUCAAGGUGUACUUCAUGGUGGACAGGGCGGAGGCGGCGGCGGGGUGGAAGGGCGGGGUGGGGCUCAUCACGGCUGACGUGCUGCGCAAGGCCAUGCCCCCGCCCUCAGAUGACUCGCUCGUGCUGGUGUGUGGGCCACCCGGCAUGAUGCACCACGUGUCAGGGGGCAAGGCACCGGACAAGUCGCAGGGGGAGGUGGAUGGCCUUUUGAAGGCGCUGGGUUAUACCAAGGACCAAGUCUACAAGUUCUGAAACAUACCUCAGUGCGCCCAACUUGGGUGACGUUCAAAUUAUAAUAAGACUGGCUUGGAUUACAUGGUGGAAUAUACUCCUAGCAAUGUAUACUAUGUCGUGUAUUUACAACCUGAGGUUCUUUGUUAUGAAUCAUCGAAAGUAUAGUGCCGCAUUCUAUAGGGGAGCGUG